Psammomys obesus (fat sand rat) is the source of this 2671-nucleotide messenger RNA. It is a transcript of the gene Psen1, whose product is annotated as presenilin 1. Bases 244 to 1647 code for a protein of 467 amino acids. The transcript has 12 exons. Gene Ontology annotation, cellular component: membrane raft; cell surface; lysosomal membrane. Lineage: Eukaryota; Metazoa; Chordata; Mammalia; Rodentia; Muridae. The record is from RefSeq and is a predicted model, not a curated record. Gene Ontology annotation, molecular function: cadherin binding; aspartic endopeptidase activity, intramembrane cleaving; beta-catenin binding. Gene Ontology annotation, biological process: amyloid-beta metabolic process; Notch receptor processing; amyloid precursor protein catabolic process.
GGGCGGGGCCUAGGACGACCUGCUCAGUGGGCCGCGAGUUCUGGUCGGAAACAAAACAGCGGCAGCUGAGGCUGAAACCUAGGCUGCCAGCCGGCCGCCCGGGCGCGGAGGAGAGAAGGAGCCAACACGAGACAGCAGCCCUUCAAGGUCCUUAGGCAGCUUGGCCUGGAGGAGAACACAUGAGAAAAAGAACCCCAAGAGGCUUUGUUUCCUUUGAAAAGGUAUUUCUGCACAGUUGCUCCAAUGACAGAGAUACCCGCUCCCUUGUCCUAUUUCCAGAAUGCGCAGAUGUCUGAGGACAGCCACUCCAGUAGCGCCGUCCGUGGCCAGAGUGACACUCAAGAACGACAGCAGCACCAUGACAGGCGGAGACUUGACAAUGCUGAGGCGGUAUCUAAUGGUCGACCCCAGAGUAACUUGCGGCAGGUGGUGGAACAAGAUGAGGAAGAAGAUGAAGAGCUGACAUUGAAAUAUGGAGCCAAGCAUGUCAUCAUGCUCUUUGUUCCUGUGACCCUCUGCAUGGUGGUAGUCGUGGCUACCAUCAAGUCAGUGAGCUUCUAUACCCGAAAGGAUGGGCAGCUAAUCUAUACCCCAUUCACAGAAGACACUGAGACUGUGGGCCAAAGAGCCCUGCACUCAAUUCUGAACGCUGCCAUCAUGAUCAGUGUCAUCGUUGUCAUGACCAUUCUCCUAGUGGUUCUUUAUAAAUACAGGUGCUACAAGGUCAUUCAUGCCUGGCUUAUUGUUUCAUCUCUAUUGUUGCUGUUCUUUUUUUCAUUCAUUUACUUGGGGGAAGUAUUUAAGACCUACAAUGUUGCUGUGGACUACAUUACAGUUGCACUCCUGAUCUGGAAUUUCGGUGUGGUGGGGAUGAUUGCCAUUCACUGGAAAGGCCCCCUUCGACUGCAGCAGGCGUAUCUCAUUAUGAUCAGUGCUCUCAUGGCCCUGGUAUUUAUCAAGUACCUCCCUGAGUGGACCGCAUGGCUCAUCUUGGCUGUGAUUUCAGUAUAUGAUUUGGUGGCUGUUUUAUGCCCCAAAGGUCCACUUCGUAUGCUGGUUGAAACAGCUCAGGAAAGAAAUGAGACUCUCUUUCCAGCUCUUAUCUAUUCCUCAACAAUGGUGUGGUUGGUGAAUAUGGCUGAAGGAGACCCAGAAGCCCAAAGAAGGGUACCCAACAACCCCAAAUAUAACACACAAAGAGCGGAAAGGGAGACACAGGACACUGAUACUGGGACUGAUGAUGGUGGCUUCAGUGAGGAAUGGGAAGCUCAAAGGGACAGUCACCUGGGGCCUCAUCGCUCCACUCCUGAGUCAAGAGCUGCUGUCCAGGAACUUUCUGGCAGCAUCUUGACUAGUGAAGACCCAGAGGAAAGGGGAGUAAAGCUUGGAUUAGGAGAUUUCAUUUUCUACAGUGUUCUUGUUGGUAAGGCUUCAGCAACCGCCAGUGGGGAUUGGAACACAACCAUAGCCUGCUUUGUAGCCAUAUUAAUCGGCCUGUGCCUUACGCUACUACUACUCGCCAUUUUUAAGAAAGCAUUGCCAGCUCUUCCCAUCUCCAUCACCUUUGGGCUUGUUUUCUACUUUGCCACGGAUUAUCUUGUGCAGCCCUUUAUGGACCAACUUGCAUUCCAUCAGUUUUAUAUCUAGCAUUUCUGCAGUUAGAACCCGUGGAUGUUUCUUCUUUGAUUAUAAAAGGACCCUGAGGAGGAUGCAGACGAUUUUCCUGUGUCCUCAGCAACGUCAAGACUCCCGCUGGACCCUGGCAGCUUCCUUCCGAGCUUCCCUGGCCAUCUGCACUGUUGGACUUCGAAAGGAAAUGUCUGCCGAAAAUGCUUUCCAACAUUCACCAUUGCUGUGGAUGGUGUCCCUCAGUGCAGAAACUACCAGAUUUGGGGGACAAGGACAAGGAAACGUGCUGGGCCAAGAAGUUGCUGUGCGCUGCCAGCAGUUUGACCCUUGGGCACGGAGACUUUACCAAUGCUGGGAACUCUCAAGAGGUUAAAUGAAGUGAUGUGAACUAAACAGAACUGCCAUCUUUCACACCAUGUUGGAGAUAAUACAUGUACUAGCUGAAUCCUGGACUGUCCAGGAGUUUCCAUGAAGAAGUAGCAUUGGGCCCGGGCCUCGCCCUCAGGCUCUUUGCUGCCCACCUCUAAGUUUCAGUUAAGGACACCACCCUACUCAAACCCCCUCUCCUGUCACAUCAGUGGCUUUGGCCAUUUUUGUUCUCAAGCACUGACACUUAUCAUCUGUGGUUGCCAUUUCUUCCCAAGGACAGUCCGGACAAAUUUGGGGUUGCUUUAUCCUGAGAGUUGUAACCUCAGGUUUCAAAGUCUAUAAUUUCUGGAAAUGAUGGAACUAUUGCUCAAAAGUCCCCUGUCAUCCUUAAGUAAAUUCUGGAUUUCCACGAAGUCCUCAUUUUUAGACACACUUGAAAACUUGCUUUGCCCAGGAUGCGUCCUCUCCCGUCUCUCCCUUGUCCCACAGCAGUUCUCUUUGAUAGCAGACAAGGCAGCUCUGGGAGGUAGCUAGUGACCCUGAUAACCCAGGGUCUUCCUCAUAUGAUGCAAAUAAUAUGUGUCAAAUCAGUGCUGUCAGCCUUGCUGUCAUAGCUCCUUGGAUGGCAGAUGGGAUGUGUGCCCAAAGAAUUAAAGCGGUAAGUGGCUGGUGA